Emys orbicularis (European pond turtle) is the source of this 2586-nucleotide messenger RNA. RefSeq names its product melanotransferrin (gene MELTF). Lineage: Eukaryota; Metazoa; Chordata; Testudines; Emydidae. The record is from RefSeq and is a predicted model, not a curated record. The coding region runs from base 1 to 2586 and encodes 861 amino acids. Gene Ontology annotation, cellular component: recycling endosome; plasma membrane; extracellular region. The transcript has 17 exons. Gene Ontology annotation, biological process: iron ion transport.
AUGAGAGCAGCCCUCACAGUUCACAAGCGAGUGGCGAUAGCCCUCUGGAAGCUUGCAACGCCAGACAACUACCUGGCAGUCGGGAAUCAUUUUGGAGUGGGCAAAUCUACUGUGGGGGCUGCUGUGAUCCAAGUAGCCAACACAAUCACUGACCUGCUGCUCUCAAGGGUAGUGACUCUGGGAAAUGUGCUGGUUAUAGUGGAUGGCUUUGCUGCAAUGGGAUUCCCUAACUGUGGUGGGGCGAUAGACGGAACGCAUAUCCCUAUCUUGGGACUGGAACACCAAAGCAGCCAGUACAUAAACCGCAAGGGGUACUUUUCAAUGGUGCUGCAAGCACUGGUGGAUCACAAGGGAUGUUUCACCAACAUCAACGUGGGAUGGCCAGGAAAGUUACCCAAUUUACAUAUGCAAAUAUCUGUUUACCCAAACAACAGUGUUGCAGUUUUUGCAGCUCUGAGCCUGCAGCAUGUGAGGUGGUGCACUAUCUCUGAGCAAGAACAGGCCAAAUGUAAUGACAUGAGUGCAGCCUUCACUGAUGCCAACAUCCUUCCCAAUGUAUUGUGUGUUAGAGGCGGCUCAGCCAUUAACUGCACCCAUAUGAUCAAGAACAAUUUGGCAGAUGCGGUGACAUUGGAUGGUGGCACCAUUUAUCAAGCUGGAAAGGAACAUAAUCUGAAACCUGUGGUUGGAGAAGUAUAUGAUCAAGAAAUUGGCACUUCAUACUAUGCAGUGGCUGUUGUCAGAAAAAAUUCCUUCAUUAGCAUCAACAGUUUGAAGGGCGUAAAGUCAUGCCACACAGGCAUCAACAGAACAGUUGGCUGGAAUGUUCCUGUUGGCUACCUUAUUGAUAGUGGUCGCAUGUCAGUGAUGGGAUGCAAUGUUCCAAAAGCUGUUAGUGAAUAUUUCAGUGCAAGCUGUGUUCCUGGAGCCAAUAAUGUAAAUUACCCCAAAUCCCUCUGUCAGCUCUGUAAAGGGGACGCAUCUGGGCAGGACAAAUGUGAAAGAAAUUCAAAAGAGCAGUAUUAUGACUACAGCGGGGCUUUCAGGUGUUUGGCUGAAGGAGCUGGAGAUGUCGCCUUUGUGAAGCACAGCACAGUGUCUGAAAACACAGAUGGCCAGACUCCUUCCUCAUGGGCCCAAGAGCUUCACUCCAGGGACUUCCAGCUUCUCUGCCGCGAUGGCAGCACAGCUGAGGUUACAGACUGGAGGAAAUGCCACCUGGCCCGAGUCCCAGCUCAUGCUGUUGUCGUCAGACCUGACACCGAUGGGUCACUCAUCUUCCAGAUGCUUAAGCAGGGGCAGCAAAGAUUUCAGAUGUUUGACUCUGCGGCUUACAAUGCGAAGAAUCUUCUCUUCAAAGACACCACCACAGAAUUGGUUCCAAUCACAAAUCAGAACUACCAGGCUUGGCUGGGUGACGAAUAUAUGCAUGCCAUGCAAGGCUUGAGCUGCGAUCCAACCAGGUUACCAGAAAGCCUGCGAUGGUGCGUUGUGCUCACUGAGGAGAUCUGGAAAUGUAGUGAAAUGGCUGUUGCCUUUAAAAAAAAGAACUUGAAACCAGAGAUCCAGUGUGUUUCAGCCAAGACAACAGAACAGUGUAUGGAAAUGAUCCAGAGAAAAGAAAGUGAUGCUGUAAGUGUGGAUGGAGUUGAUAUUUACAUAGCUGGAAACAUGUAUGGCCUAGUGCCAGCUGCUGGGGAAAGUUACUCUGCUGAUGACAACAGCAACAUGUACUAUGCUGUGGCAUUAGUGAAACGGAACAAUUCCAAUGCUUUCACCGUCAAUGAUCUGAAAGGGAAAAAGUCCUGCCACACAGGAUAUGGGAGAAUGGCUGGAUGGAACAUCCCUAUUGGUGUUCUAAUUAAAAGGGGCUUUAUUAGGCCCAUGGACUGCAAUAUUCCUCAAGCUGUGAGUGACUUUUUCUCCGGUAGCUGUGUGCCUGCAGCCAAGAUGGACAAUUACCCAUCAAAACUCUGUGAGCUUUGCAUUGGCGAUAAUAGUGGAAACAAUAAAUGCGAUGCAAGUACCCAGGAACGUUAUUAUAGCUACAGUGGAGCCUUCAGGUGUCUGAUGGAGGAUUCUGGUGAUGUGGCCUUUGUCAAGCACUCAACAGUUUUUGAGAACACUGAUGGUAACAAUGCUGAUUCCUGGGCUCUUCACCUGCAGUCCAGUGACUUCCAGUUACUGUGUCCAAAUGGAGCCCGUGCUGAAAUCACUCAGUUUGCUCAGUGUCACUUGGCUCAGGUGCCUGCCCAGGUUGUCAUGGUCCACCCAGACACCAACAUUUUUGCUGUAUAUGGACUACUGGACAAAGCUCAGGAUUUCUUUGGAAAUGACAGCAAUGGAAAUGGAUUCAAAAUGUUUGAUUCCUCAGAUUUCCUAGGAACAGAUUUGAUCUUUAAAGAUUCCACCAUUAAGAUUGUACCAGUAGGAGAGAAAACAACCUAUGCAGAAUGGCUGGGGAGUGAAUACAUAGAUUCUCUUGAAGGGAUGCAAUCACCACAGUGCUCUGGGGCAGCUGCAAUAUCCAUGAACAUCAUUGUGCUGCCGGCGGCUAGUGUCCUUCUGAUUAGAUUCUACUCGUGA